Messenger RNA from Cuculus canorus (common cuckoo), 3994 nucleotides. RefSeq names its product chromosome 1 C3orf85 homolog (gene C1H3orf85). Lineage: Eukaryota; Metazoa; Chordata; Aves; Cuculiformes; Cuculidae. The record is from RefSeq and is a predicted model, not a curated record. The coding region runs from base 57 to 419 and encodes 120 amino acids. The transcript is spliced from 4 exons.
UAAAACUGUAUGACCGCCUCCACUUUGCAAAGGAAACACUUUCUGGAUAAUUUGUGAUGUCUCUGAAAAUGUUUCAAAUUUUGGUGUCUGCUCUGCUGUUUACAGCUUCUAUUUCAGGGGUCCUUGGAGCACCUUUUCUGACAGAAGAAUCAGCAAAUCAAUUUAUACGACUUAAACGACAGAUACCAUAUUCUCAGAGCUACUGGGACCCAAGCAGCAGCCAGAAUGCGUGGGGAUAUGCUCUGGCUGAACAGGUUAGUGAAUCAUGGACAGCAUUGAGAGACAUAGCACAAUACUACAUGGACUUGAGUUCAUCUGCCUUUCAUCCUUCGAUUGCCAGCGACAACAUCAGAUCUUACAUGGACAUGCUACAGCAGUCUGGGACUCAUCUCCAGCAACAGACGAGGAUGAGCUAUUAAAUUCUACACAUCUCGUAUCUGGCCACAUUAGGAUAUGGCAUGUUUUGGUUUUGUCGUUAUGCAUUUGAUAAAUGGCUUUAUCUCAUCGCACUGCCUAAACUAAAAUUAACACACUAAUUCUCUCAGUAUUGCAUAUUUUAUAUUCAUAAGUAGAAGUGAGAUUUAAUUCAUAGUAAAUUGAAUAAGAAGUUGAAGACAAGGCAACCAUUAACUUCUAGCAGAUCAGGUUUAAAGAAGCCUCGUUUUCUUACUAAACAGUUGAUUUAAAACAUACAUUCUUGCUGCUGUGACCAAAACCCACAUUUUUUAUUUCUCAGUGUUUUGCUUUAGCUAAACUUUUGAGAGGCAGUUAAGGCAAGGAAAUCAGUCACUUCAGGUGAGUAAGAGAAGCAGAGUGCAUUUGCUCCAAGUUUGUUAAUUAAGAGUAGUAUACUUCUGUACUUCAUGUGUGUUUCCUUUUUUUUUUAAGUCCUGGAGCCAAUUUAGUAAGCAUUAUAGUGUACAUUCAUAUUGUGUAUGCUUUGCUUUCCACAUUUAAACUUCUGUACUUGGUCCUGAGCACCAAGAACAGUGAACUGUGAGUUGCUUUUUUCAUACUCUGGAAAUAGGAGUUAGUGGAAACAGUCACAACUCUUUUUCUAAUAAAAGUGGUGAUGACAAAAUAUUCUUUCUGCCAAGUUCUUAAGUAUGGAAGUUUCCCCAUUUCUAUCUGUUAAUCUACCUUCUUUCAGGAUGUCUUUGAAGGAAGGACUGGGCUCCACAUUUCUUUUAUGUAUUAUUAAUAUAUUGCUAGCAGUCAAAAGCUUUCAACCUUGGUCAAAAUUUCUGCAUGGACAAGGAGGACUUGUUAAGGAAACCAAAAUCUGUGAUAACCUUGAGGGGAGGCUAGGUGAAGGCAGGCGAUUUUUUUCCUCACUUUUUAUCCCCAAAGAGCAGGUUCUCUGUGUUGUGCAUUCAGGGUGCUUUGUGAAUAUGGACUGUAUACUGACUGGAACAAAUACAAAAGUAAUGAUGGGUCUUCUAAAAAGAAAUGCAUCUUCAGGCAUUUGGGUGGUCUCUGCCAUGCUUCUAGGUAUGAAGCUAUCCUUAGGCCAUUAUUAAUUUCCCUGCACAGGACAAUGGGCCUGAAAUUACCACUAUUCAUUAGCUGAAGCUGAAAAUUCAUUAAACACUUGAAAGAGAUAAAUGAGGUGCAAGUUCAGUAUUUGCCAUGUAGAAUUCCACAUCUUCAGUCACACUACUUAAUUAUGAACAGUUCAUUCAAAGAUAAGGGGUAGUAAGUGAUGCAUAGACUAAAAGACCUCACUAGUGAAACAGUCAUGGCUUGUCCCUUCUGUCCCCUUCCAUGUCCUACUGCUUGGCCUUGGAUAAGCCAGUGCUCCAGAUCCUAAACCUUCCACAAUUUUGAUCAAUAACAGUACAGGCAUGACAGAGUUACCAAAACUCUUCACUUUAUAACAAAAAGCAGGUCUGUAGGGAUAAGCAUUGCUUUUUAUCUUAAAUAGUAAAAAUCAAAGCAUCCACACUUCCAGCUGAGCACCUUGCUGGUCUCAGAGAUAUUGCCGCUCUGCAGGCAGCAACGCACAAGACACUUGCACAUUGGUUCCUGAAUUGCUGCUGUUUUCAGCCCUGACUCUCUAAUUGAUGUUGUUGCUGUCAAGGCAGGAGUUUGGGAUCUGCUUGAGAAUUAUCUGCAGUUUUCAUUCCUGCAGAGUAAGUUAAACCGAGGAGUGUUAACAGCCAGGAACACUGCAGAAUGGGCAAACAAUUCAUGGCACAACAGUUCACCUGGAUGGAUACUGAAGCUCUGCUUGCUCGAUCAGGGAGCAAUGUUAUCCACCUGGCAAAAAGCCACAGCCUCUCAAAGCUCUGCACCCACCAUGAUUGACACGGCUUCCCAGACAGAGCUCCAGUGGGAACAUGCUGCCACCCCGGCGUCAGGCUGCACGGUGUGCCCUGCUCCUAUGCAAAUAUUGGAUGGCAGCAACAAGCACAGCUGUGGGAGGUGAACCCAGGUAGAGGAGCUCCUCCACUCAGCGACACUGUGCUGGGAGGAGGGGAGACGGCUGAGGAGUAUCAGGGAGUCUGAGAGUCAGACUAGUGGUGUUGCAUCAGACAGGCCCAACAGAGAGAGAGAACCCAUGGUAUGGAGAAUUGUCUAUUCUCUUUGUGCCUGGUGGAACAUGGUGACUUAAGUGAUAGGAGGCAAUGGCAAUAAGUUCCUGUUCGGUAAGGUAGGUGCUCCUCUAUCACUACCCCACCUUCCCAGGUGCGCUUGUGUAAUUGGUAUGAGGGGCUCUGCAAGUGGAAGCAAAGAAUAAUGAGGACUAUCUUUCAUCUAGCUUGGAAGUUUUGCUGAGGUUAAGUUGGCCUACACCCUGCAUCAAAACUGCUUUCACAAAGAAACCAAAAAGGCAAGUCGUUGUCAUAGGAGUCUCCCUUCUGAAGGGAAAAGAGGCCCAAUAUACAGACUGGACCAACUUAGGUUAUGUUAGGGAGUGUUUGGAUUAUCUAGAGCUCAAUGAUGGUGAUGAUAGGGUUGGGUGUUAAUAGACAAGAAUCAAGGGGAAGGCCAACAAGGCAAAUAUCGUGGUGGGACUCUGUUACAGACCACCCAACCAGGAUGAAGAGGCAGACAAUAUAUGCUAUAAUAGUUGGGAGAUGUCUCACGAUCACUAAGCCCUUGUUCUCUAGUCCCAUUGUUCAGGGGACUUCAACCCGCCAGAUGUCUGCUGAAAAUAAAAUGCAACAAAGAGGCAACAGUCUAGGAGGUUCCUGGAGUGUGUGGCAGAUAGCUGAUGAGUGAGACAACUAGGGAAGGCACCCCACUGGACCUCUUGUUUGCAAACAGAGAAGGACUUGUGGUUGAUGUGAUGGUUGUAGACUACCUUGAGCAUAGAGAUCACAAAGUGGUAGAGUUUUCAAUUGUUGGAAAAUUAAUGAGGGUGAUCAUCAGGACUGCUACCUUGGAAUUCUGGAGGGCAAACUUCAGCCUGCCUAGGAGCCUGACUGAGUCCCUUGGAAGGCAGUCCUGAAAGGUAAAGAAGUCCAGGAAGGUUGGACAUUCUUCAAGAGGGAAAUCUUAAAGGUUCAGGAGCAGGGUGUCCCCAUGUACUGAAAGAUGAGUUGUCAGGGAAGAUGACUGGCCUGUCUGAACAGAGAGCUUCGUCAGGAACUCAGGAAAAAAAAAAAGGGGAGAGUUUAUGAUAUUUGGAAGAAGGGGCAGGCAACUCAGGAGGACUACAAAGAUGUCGUGAGGUUAUGCAGGGAGAAAAUUAGAAGGGCCAAAGCACAAUUAUAACUUAUUCUGGCUACUGCUAUAAAACAUGACAAAAAGAUGUUUCUGUAAAUACACCAGCAGCAGAAGAAAGGCUAAGGAGACUCUCCAUCCUUCAGUGGAUGCAGGGGGAAACAAAUUGACAAAGGAUGAGGAAAAGAUUGAUGUACUUAAUGCUUUCUUCACAUCAGUCUUAAAUAGCAAGGCCAGUUGUUCUCCAGGUUCCCAGCUCCCUGACCUGGAAAACAGGGAACAGAAAAAAAAGUCCACUUAAUCCAAGGGGAAAUUGUUAGUGACC